AACGUACGAUCGUUCAGACGUGUUUAAAAAAAUGGAUUCCGAAUUACUUCUUUCGGAAGGACAAACAACAAAACGUUCCUUCAAAGCGGAAAUUGGACUCCGUUUCCUCAAAAGACUGAUUUUGGGAUUUAUUUGCGUCGGUGCCUUAAUUUUGGUGGCUUACUUGGAUAUCAUUCCCGAUACCAUCAAAGAAAUUCGACCUACGGGACUGAAAAUUAGCGGAAUUUUAAACACAGAAAGCAGUUUUUGUCCUUCAAAAGCGAUUGAGAACAAGACAAUUUACUUUAUUGAGUCAAAAAGACCCAAAGACAACAUUUUGAACCUUGGUCCGAGACAAGCUUGUGCCAUCGAAAGUGCCGCCAAGAACAAUCCGGACUUUAAUGUGACGUUAUUCGCUUUGCAUGUCACAGAUUUGGCGGAAAAUUCGCCUUAUACGAAGGCUCUGAGGCAAUAUUCGAACAUAAAAAUUGUUCCGACGACCUUGAAGGAGUUCACAAAAGACACGAUAGCGGAGCAAUGGGUUACUAAAGGAGACAUUUACAAGUCGAAACAUGCCACGGUGCAUUUUAGUGAUUUUUUGAGACUUUUUGUUCUUUACAAAUAUGGCGGGAUUUACUUAGACACGGAUUUCAUAGUCCUCAAAAGUCUUGGAGAUCUCAAACCCGGAUGGUCUGUUGCUGAAACGACAUAUUGGGUCGCCUCAGCUGCAAUGAGCUUCGAUGCCACAGGUUAUGGGCACUAUUUAGCCGAAGUUCUGGUGAGAGAAUUCAUGAACACCUACAACGGCACGGAAUAUGCCUACAAUGGACCCGGUUUGUUAACUCGCGUUGCCCAAAGACUUUGUUUCACCACCGAAACGAAAAAGAUGAAACGUGGUCCUUGCUUCGAUUUUGAAAUUUUGGAUACGAAAUUAUUUUAUCCGAUUGGUUAUGAUGCGAAAGAUCCGCUUUUUAAUCCGCAAAAUCUCACAAAAACGCUGGAAAUGGUCAAAGAUGCGUAUGCCGUGCAUUGUUGGAAUGGUCUGGUUGGCAGUGUUCACUUGAAAGUCGGAACAAAGGCAGGAAUAGGUGUUUUGGCGGAAAAACAUUGUCCGCACGUGUAUGCUUCAGUUAAAGAUGUGUUUAGAUAAGGAAUUUCGUGAAUUUAACAAGAAUGAUGAAUCAACUUAAUUAAGUAAUUUUUUUAUGUGUUACCUGCUGAUAAAGUGAUAAGAAUAGAAAAACGUAAUUUUAAGAAAUAAAACAAAAUAUGAUAAAAAAAAUAAACAAUAAUUAAAUAAUUAAAAAAGACAAACAUUUUUUUUAAAUAUGACGCUAAUGUUU
Molecule: messenger RNA, 1322 nt
Organism: Culicoides brevitarsis
Lineage: Eukaryota; Metazoa; Arthropoda; Insecta; Diptera; Ceratopogonidae
Product: lactosylceramide 4-alpha-galactosyltransferase-like
Exons: 1
Coding region: 32-1129 (365 amino acids)
Biological process (GO): glycosphingolipid biosynthetic process
Molecular function (GO): alpha-1,4-N-acetylgalactosaminyltransferase activity
Source: RefSeq, a predicted model, not a curated record